Molecule: messenger RNA, 1353 nt
Organism: Papaver somniferum (opium poppy)
Lineage: Eukaryota; Viridiplantae; Streptophyta; Magnoliopsida; Ranunculales; Papaveraceae
Product: bZIP transcription factor 53-like
Exons: 1
Coding region: 610-1047 (145 amino acids)
Biological process (GO): positive regulation of DNA-templated transcription
Cellular component (GO): nucleus
Molecular function (GO): DNA-binding transcription factor activity; transcription cis-regulatory region binding
Source: RefSeq, a predicted model, not a curated record
AAAAUCCCCAUUUGAUAACUUUCGUAACCUUCUUUGCAUUCUCAUUGUUUUCUCUGUUGCUUAAUAUUUCCCCAUUUUCUAGCUGUAUUCAUCCUUUUCGAUCUUGGGUUUCCUCGAUUUUAUUCAGAUAAGUAUCAAAAUUCUGUUUCUUUACUGAUUAUUUUGAUCAAAAACAAAACUUUGGUUUUUGAUUAGAUUUCGAUUCAAUCUUUAGAAAUUUCACUCAGAUCCAAAAUUAGGGUUUCUGUGAGGUCAUUUUGAUUUGUUUUUUUCUUCUUUUUUUUUUCUUAUCCAGGCUAAAUUUUCUGAAAUCGAAAUUUAGGUUGGUUGAGUCAAGAUCUCAAUGAUUUUAGCUUUAUUUUUUGAAUCGAAUAUAUAUCUCUGAUUCUAUAUGAGUUAUUUAACGUUAUUACGUAGGAUCCGUCUUCUUCAAUCGUUCUCAGUUGUUUUCCUCUACUGGUUUUACAAUUUCUCAUGGACUAAUUCUGCUGUUUCAACCUGAUUUAGUAUUUCAUUUUGUGUAAAUACCCUAAAAAAUUAGAUAAAAGUAACAUAAAAUAUUUUUAAAUCAAGGGUUUCUUUGUAUAUCCUAAUCUAAGGUAGUCAGUCAUGAGUAAACGGGCAGCAAUAUCAUUGAGUUCAGGAUCUGAAGGAGGAGGUGGUGAACCACAUCUGGAUGAUGAAAGAAAGAAGAAAAGAAUGUUAUCUAAUCGGGAAUCUGCCAGGCGUUCGCGAAUGAGGAAACAACAACAUUUAGAUGAAUUGCUUAAUCAAGCAGCUCAAUUGCAGAAAGAAAAUGAUGAAAUUGUUAAAAGGGUUAAUCAAAUGACGGAGAUGUUUAGUAAAUUUGAUUCGGAUAAUAAUAUUUUGAGAGCUCAAAUGGCUGAAUUGACUGAUAGAUUACAGUCUUUGAAUUCAGUACUGAGGGUGAUUGAAGAGAUUAGUGGGUUUCCAAUGGAUAUUCCUGAAAUUCCAGAUCCUUUGUUGAAGCCAUGGCAGCUUCCUUGUCCAUCACAACCAAUUAUGGCGAAUAUGUUUCAGUGUUAGGAAGUUUGAAUCAAUAUCUCAAGCCGCCGCUGCUGCUGUCCCUGCUGGGUAAGAUAAGACUCAGUGUCUGUCUUUUGGUUUAUCUAAUGUUUUUUUUAGGGUUCGAGCCUAUUUGUAUUCUGUGUUGGACUAGAUAUAUUUAAUAGUUUGGGUUUAAUAAUUUGUCUGAGUUCAAUGGUGGUGUGUUACUACUAUGACAAUGUUGUUUGUUACUGGGGGAAUCAUAACCAAGUCUUGUUGGUUAAUUUUGAAGUGUUUGUUAAUGGUAUGAUUAAUCAAUGCUAUGAUUGUUGUUUGUUCUUUAAA